AGGAUCACGCCCGUUCUAUCCUUCGACCAGCUAGACGUACCGUCCGAACUGCAGUCAGCAUUCAAAGGCUUCAAGGAGCCCACACCCAUUCAGGCAUGCUCAUGGCCUCCCGCACUGGAAGGUCGCGACGUAGUAGGGAUCGCGGAGACUGGCAGUGGUAAAACGCUAGCCUUCGGGCUGCCCGCUCUCGCGCGGCUUGAAUCGUCGCCCACACUGUCUAAGAAGGGUAAGGGUACGACAGUGUCGGUACUCGUCGUUGCGCCAACACGCGAGCUGGCCAUCCAGACGCACGAUACACUGUCCGCGCUUGGAGAACCGUUUGGCAUCGCGAGCGUGGCGGUGUUUGGCGGGGUGGACAAGGGCCCGCAGGUGAAGACGCUGAAGAACGCAAACAAGGAUGGUAAGACGACCCGGAUUGUCGUCGGCACGCCCGGGCGCAUUCUCGAUCUGGUGAAUGAGGGGGCAUGUGAUCUGAGCCAGGUGUCGUACCUAGUGCUGGAUGAGGCGGACCGAAUGCUUGACAAAGGUUUCGAGAACGACAUUCGGGCAAUCAUUGAGCACACAAAGCAGGGCGCGGAACGACAAACACUCAUGUUCAGUGCAACCUGGCCCGAGGGCGUCAGGCGGCUGGCAGCGUCGUUUCAACGUGAUCCCGUACGCGUGACAGUCGGCAGCGACGAUCUGACUGCGAAUAGCCGGGUCGAGCAAGUUGUCGAAGUGUUCGACGAAGAGCGGUCGAAAGACUCUCGGCUGCUCGGUCAUCUGCGUGCACUCGCACACAAGAAGUCCGGCUCGCCAGACGACGCGCGGAUCCUCGUGUUCGCGCUGUAUAAAAAGGAGGCCGCGCGCGUCGAGGUCAUGCUGCGCGGUAAAGGAUACACCGUGUGCGGACUGCACGGGGACAUGUCGCAGUCCGCCCGAAUGGACGCGCUGCAGAAGUUCAAAUCUGGGACGACGGGGCUGCUCGUCGCGACAGACGUGGCGGCGCGCGGCCUGGACAUCCCCAAUGUCGCUGCGGUGAUCAACUACACGUUCCCGCUGACGAUCGAAGACUACAUCCAUCGGAUUGGCCGGACAGGUCGUGGUGGGAAGAGUGGCAAGUCGAUCACGUUUUUCACGGGCAAUGAGCAUGAGCGGUCGCUGGCGGGAGAACUAGCACGGGUGUUGCGGGAGAGCGGAUUUGAAGCUGAAGGCCUGAAGAAGUUUCCGAUGACGAUCAAGAAAAAGACGCACAGUGUUUACGGUAAUUUCUUCCGGGAUGAUAUUCCUGCUCCCAAGGGACCCACCAAGAUCACAUUUGACUAG
Messenger RNA from Postia placenta MAD-698-R-SB12, 1305 nucleotides. RefSeq lists its product as hypothetical. Lineage: Eukaryota; Fungi; Basidiomycota; Agaricomycetes; Polyporales; Adustoporiaceae. Gene Ontology annotation, molecular function: RNA helicase activity; RNA binding; ATP binding. The annotation marks the transcript as partial. The record is from RefSeq and is a predicted model, not a curated record. Gene Ontology annotation, cellular component: nucleolus. The transcript is spliced from 7 exons. Gene Ontology annotation, biological process: rRNA processing.